CUUGUGAGUGAUGCUUUUUAUGAAAGUACUGUUUAUUUACCUUCUAGCAAUUCUUCAAUAUAAGGAUUCUCUCUUAUGUUCUCCAGAACGCUUUUUAUGAUACUGUCGGAUUUAAGAUUGUGCAUCAAAUAUUUGUAACCUUUUGAAUUUCUUCGAUAUAAGGUUCCACUAUUAUGUUGUCGGGGGCGCUUUUUAUUAAAAUACUGUUGGAUUAGAAAUUGUGCAAUUGCACAUCAAUUUUAAAACAUUCUUUAUUUAUAUUCUCGUAAGCCAGUAUAGAAGAGGUUGAGUACAAUCCUCUUAAAUUCAUUAAACCUGGUUGCACUGAAAUGACAGUGAAUCUUAAGUAUGAAGAACUCUUUGCUGCUGAUGUUGGUCCUGAAAAUCCUUUUUUGACAGAUCAGCAAAAAGCUCCUAAAAACAUACUUUCAGGUUAUGUUGAAGCAGCUCACAUGAGCGAAUUUCAGUUUGAAAAUCAGCGAAAGACUUUCCAAAGUUAUGGUUAUGCUCUUGACCCUUCAAUUGAUAAUAUGGGUCGCACUGAAGAUAGUAUACCUGUCGUCGGAGCUGUAGAUGUUGCAAAAGAAACUAACCUGAAGACAGUUUUUGAAUCUACUUCAAAACGACCUCUUGACAAACGGAAAAGAAAUAAAAACGAUGAUCCGGCUGAUAUCAAUGGUUUCCUUGGCCCAUGGGGGUCCUACGUGGAUGAGAAAAAAGUAGUUAAACCUGACCCUGAAGUUGCUGCUGAACUUGAAGAAUAUCUUGCUAAGAGGCAAAAGCUUGGUAAAAAAGUUGAAGACAAACCUCUGGAGGAAAAGACAGUCCUUCACAUCAAAGAUCCAGUUGAUUACCAAGGCCGCAACUUCUUACAUCCUCCUCAGGAUGUUGGAGUCAACCUUAAGUCUGAUUCUCCUCCGGACAAAUGUUUUAUCCCGAAGUCAGAAAUACAUGUUUGGAAAGGACACACAAAAGGUAUUUCUGCUAUCCGUUGGUUCCCCAAAUAUGCUCAUCUUCUUCUCUCUUGCAGUAUGGAUUGUCGUGUCAAGUUGUGGGAGGUAUAUAAUGAAAGACGGUGUAUUAGAACCUAUUAUGGACACAGGCAAGCUGUUAGAGAUGUUUGUUUUAAUAACCGAGGAACAAAAUUCCUAUCAGCUGCUUACGACCGCUACAUAAAAUUAUGGGAUACAGAAACUGGAGAAUGCAUAUCACGAUUCACCAGCAGAAAAAUUCCCUAUUGCGUAAAGUUUAAUCCUGAUGAAGACAAACAAAACUUAUUUGUUGCUGGAACAUCCGACAAAAAGAUCAUAUGUUGGGACUUACGGUCUGGUGAAAUAGUUCAAGAAUAUGACCGCCAUUUGGGAGCUGUAAAUUCUAUUACUUUCGUCGAUGAAAAUAGGAGAUUUGUCACCACUUCUGAUGAUAAAAGCUUACGUGUUUGGGAAUGGGACAUCCCGGUUGACAUGAAGUAUAUAGCUGACCCAUCUAUGCACUCAAUGCCUGCCGUGACCCCAUCACCUAAUCAAAAAUGGCUCGCAUGCCAAAGCAUGGACAACAAGAUUGUGAUAUUCUCCGCUCUCAACAGGUUCAAACUGAAUAGAAAAAAGACAUUUACUGGGCAUAUGGUCGCUGGUUAUGCCUGUACUCUUGACUUCUCUCCAGAUAUGAGUUAUAUUGUGUCAGGUGAUGCUGAUGGAAAAGCUUAUGUAUGGGAUUGGAAAACGACAAAACUUUUCAAGAAAUGGAAGGCUCAUGAUCAUGUGUGCAUUGGUGUUCUGUGGCAUCCGCACGAACAUAGUAAAGUAGUGACAGCAGGCUGGGACGGUCUUAUUAAAUAUUGGGAUUAAAACUGCCUUCUCUAUGAUCAAUUUAAUUGACAUUUUGUAAUUUUUAUACAAAAUUGAACAGUAUAUAAUAUUCCCAUUAAUUUAUGUGUAAAUAGAUGUUGUUGAUGAUGACAGUUUAUUUUAUUAAUCUCAAAAAUUAUAUUAUACAGACAACUUUGUGUAUAUUCUGUUAAUAUAUUUUUUAAAUAUUUCUCUAUUUUGGUUAUAUUACCUACUGAUAAAUAAUCCUAUAAGAAAAUUUGUUAUAACAAUACUAUGUUAUAAUUUUGUUAAGUAAGAGGUUACUGAAUUAAAAAAAAAAAAAUGAAGUGUUCCAAAUUUUUAUGUAUCAAGUUAUUUAUAAUUUAAAUAAUUUUUUUUAUUUAAAAAAUAUAAAACAAAAGAAAGACCAAUGUAUUUAAAAUAAAAGCAUCUCAACAAAUACUAUAUAAUCAAUUAUUAAUGAAAAAUAUUAAAUUGUUUCUUUUUUAAAUAUUACAUCAAUACUUACAAUUAGUUUACAAAAAAUUAUUAUUUUCACAAUUGCUUCAUUAUUUAUGCCUAAGUAAAACCAUUUCUUUUUUAGAAUCUAUUUUAGAUUUUUUAAAAAUGGGAAAUUGGACAAAUAAGUACUCAAGUUCCAAUUAGAAAAAAACGAGAUUGAUAUGGAAGAAAGAAGUGAUAAAAAUUCUAUGUUCUGAUCAUCUGUUCCAGUGGUUGGAAGUUUCUUUGAUUACAUUGUAUAGUUUUUAAAAAUAUAUUUUUUUAAAAAAGUUGUCUCAACUUUUAUUGUAUAACUUUCUCCUAGAUAGCUCUUUCACAACUGA
Nezara viridula (southern green stink bug) is the source of this 2653-nucleotide messenger RNA. Lineage: Eukaryota; Metazoa; Arthropoda; Insecta; Hemiptera; Pentatomidae. The record is from the annotation of a GenBank genome assembly.